Molecule: messenger RNA, 234 nt
Organism: Ambispora leptoticha
Lineage: Eukaryota; Fungi; Glomeromycota; Glomeromycetes; Archaeosporales; Ambisporaceae
Source: the annotation of a GenBank genome assembly
AUGAUAGCUGUAAAUCAAAAAUCUGAAAUAAGAUACCGAAUUUUAGCCAAUAGACCGGGUUAUGGACCUGGUUAUAGACCAGUCCUGGACCGCGGUCCAGUCCCCGGUCCUCUGCUAGGACCGGUCUUUGGGACUAAGACCGGACUGGGACGGACCGUAACAUCCCUAGGUAUCCCAGGAAUUAUGAAAACAGCUGCAAUAGAUUCAAUAAAAAUUGUGUUCCAGGAAUUAUGA